Molecule: messenger RNA, 507 nt
Organism: Ambispora leptoticha
Lineage: Eukaryota; Fungi; Glomeromycota; Glomeromycetes; Archaeosporales; Ambisporaceae
Source: the annotation of a GenBank genome assembly
AUGUUAGAGCGAAAGAUAGGUAUUCAAAAAUUCUAUUUUUUCACCGUGUUCGGGAUGAUUCGUAUUGCCAGAUGGGGAAAAUACAAAGUUGCAGAUUUGCAAAUAAAUAAUCCUACUUAUGAGUUUUACCCAGAAGUUGGACAAAAAUCUUUUCAUUUCUUGUCAACACCAACACAAUCUUCAUAUUCGCCAGCACAAAAUCAAUCUUAUACCGGAAACGUGAUCAAAAGCUUAUUCGAUAUCCCAGGGUUCCCGAGAUCAUACUCGCUCACCGGAUCAUCGUGGUAUUUUAGUGGGUUUCCGAAGGUUAUGCCGGAUGCUGUUAUUUUGACGGAUAGAAUUGUUCUGUUUAUUAAUGGUACUGUUCGUGGAUAUGAUAAAAUUCAAAACAUCAAUCCAGUAAAAACCCAGCACUCUUAUGACCGAAUAAAGAAAAAGGCUCAGAAUGGACUGUAUUCACCUAUCGGAAAUUUCACGAGUUUACCAUUCGGUCGCCAUAUUAGUUGA